AUGCAAUCCAGCAGAGCAAAUGAUGCCAUGUUGCAGGAGCGACAACGACGACAAGAAAGGGCAUUUGACCUGAUAGAGAACAAAGUCAUCGCUGAUAGUACAAAGAAAGUUUACCGAUGCAAGAUCAAUAGGAUCGUGCGUCUGUUACUCAAAGUGAACCCCAGGGCUGUCGACGAGGACGGCGAAUUGAUACUCCCAAUGGCAUGGAAAGAUUUGAAGAGUUUGUUUGGAGACCUUGUCACCAAUACUGACUUACCAAAAUCUAGAAGGAGAAGAGGAGGUCAAGAGCAGGAAGAGCAGGAAGAGCAGGAAGAGCAGGAAGAGCAGGAAGAGCAGGAAGAGCAGGAAGAGCAGGAAGAGCAGGAAGAGCAGGAAGAGCAGGAAGAGCAGGAAGAGCAGGAAGAGCAGGAAGAGCAGGAAGAUCAGGAAGAGCAGGAAGAUCAGGAAGAUCAGGAAGACGACGAUCAGGAAGACGAAGAUCAGGAAGACGACGGAGAUCAUGAGGAUGAGGAAGAGCAGCAAGAUGAUCCGCAUAACGUACACGAGGGUGAGAACGAGGACAUUUCAGGAUACCAGGCAAGCAAGAGAACGCUGUCGUUAGGAGCACUGCAGGGGUACAAGAGUGCGUUGAAAGCAUAUUACAGAGACAGAAAUGUAGCUUUUGACGCGACUGGAAUGCCAUCGGGCAGUACUUUAAACGACCGGCUCAGUCGACUCAUCAAAGGUUAUGGAAGGGUGGUUACUCAAAAGAAAUCCACGGGAGUGAUGAAAUUGAAAGAAGGCAAAAGUGUCUUGGCAGUGAGAGAGUAUGGAAUUAUUUGUGAAAAGAUGACCCAGAUACGUUCAGACACUAUGGCACGAGAAAUAGGAUCAACAGGCUUGUUCGGAUUUGCUGGUACCACGAUCAUGUGGAACUGUUGCUGUAGAAGCGAAACUUUAGACAUUCUACAUCUUGAACACUUUGAUUGGGAGAACGACUGCUUGAAGCUGACAAUAUUGAAGACCAAGAUGGACCAAGGGGGUGUUGACGCCGACAUUUUUUCUCCCAGAACAAGGCACAUAUUUGCAGCACCCAACAAACCUAUGUCUUGUCCUAUCUUGGCCAUUGCUUUGUAUGCGUUUUCCCAAACCAGAAUGAGGAUAAGUCACACCAAAUUUUUUCUGGGAAACGACCAGAAGCAGAGGUUUGGCCAAGUCUUGAGAAGGGUAUUGUCCACAGAGGACAUGCAGGAGGAAGUAUGGAGGGAUGUUGGUAAGUGCUAG
Messenger RNA from Guillardia theta CCMP2712, 1263 nucleotides. RefSeq lists its product as hypothetical. The transcript has a single exon. Bases 1 to 1263 code for a protein of 420 amino acids. The record is from RefSeq and is a predicted model, not a curated record. Lineage: Eukaryota; Cryptophyceae; Pyrenomonadales; Geminigeraceae.